AUGCAGGUGACUGUGAAGGACUGUGUUGCUCUUUCCGUCUACACCUUCACCUUCCUGCUCGGCCUUCCCUCCAACCUGCUCGUCCUCUUUGUGUAUGUGCGCAAGGCCUGCAAGCGUGGCGCCACACCCAAUGUGGUCUACGCCCUCAACCUGUGCCUGGCCAACCUGGUGCUCGUGGUCUGGCUCCCUGUCAAGGCUCUGGAGACUUUGCUUCAGGACUGGAGAUUGCCGCCACCCAUCUGCCCCAUCUACAACUUCUUCCUCUUCUCCUCACUGUACGGCAGCUGCCUCUUCAUCACUGCUGUGACGGUGGGGCGUUACCUCAGCAUCGCAUUCCCAAUUAUCUACAAGAGGUACCGCCGUGCGAGAAUCUCCUGCUUCAUCAGUGCUGCCCUUUGGGCGUUGGUGAUGCUACACCUCAGCUUUGCCCUUGUGGCUGAGGGAGGAGCUUACUUUGUCUCCAUCCAGGAUCACACCUCAGCUUGCUAUGAGAACUUCAACGCCUCCCAGCUGGCGGUUCUGCUGCCUCUGCGCCUGGAGAUGGCCAUCGUCCUGUUUCUUCUGCCUCUGAUUGUGACGUCCUUCUGCACGCUGCGCUGCGUUACCCUGGUGUGGCGCUCGAAUUUGCCUCCUAUGGGGAAGAGAAGAGUCCUGACUGUUGCCCUCUUCACCCUCGCUGUGUUUGUGGUGUGCUAUGCGCCCUACAAUGCCUCGCACAUUGUGGGGUUUGUGUUGGAGGAAAGUGUUGACUGGAGGACGUACGCCAUGUUGACAAGCUCCUGUAAUGUUUUCCUGGAGCCUGUGGUCAUGCUGAUGCUGUCGCCAGCAGUGUCCAGGGGCAUUAUGGGAAGAAUCUGUGGACGGCAAAGUCACUUCAGCCGGAUCGAAGGGGUUCAGCAUCGACGAAACACCACCAAUGGUGUUGCCAAUUUUAGGGCACCACCUACACUAUCUGAAAAGAGCCAAGCGGGGGCUGAGGUGACUAAAGUCAGUCAGGAGUAA
This is a messenger RNA of Seriola dumerili (greater amberjack), 1002 nucleotides long. RefSeq names its product free fatty acid receptor 3-like. Gene Ontology annotation, biological process: G protein-coupled receptor signaling pathway; response to fatty acid; positive regulation of calcium ion transport. Lineage: Eukaryota; Metazoa; Chordata; Actinopteri; Carangiformes; Carangidae. The coding region runs from base 1 to 1002 and encodes 333 amino acids. The transcript has a single exon. Gene Ontology annotation, cellular component: plasma membrane. The record is from RefSeq and is a predicted model, not a curated record. Gene Ontology annotation, molecular function: bioactive lipid receptor activity.